AUGUCCCUGAAACGUUUCAAACAAAUUUCUGCGAUUUUGCGUUUUGAUAAACGUUCUGACCGAGAAGCAAGAAAACAGAGUGACAAAUUAGCAGCUGUGAGAGAUAUGUGUGAUGAAUGGCUGUUGCCUAUGUUUUAUAAUCCAAAUAUAAAUAUCACAAUUGACGAACAGUUACUUUCAUUUAGAGGUCGAUGUCAUUUCCGACAAUAUAUGCCAAGCAAACCAAGUAAAUAUGGCAUAAAAUGUUGGAUAUUGUGUGACAGUGAAACAGGAUACGUUCGUUCAAAUCAGUGUUUUACUGGAAAACUCCAAGGAAGUGCUCCGGAAAAAUCAAGGAAUGCGUGUAGUUUUGGAUCUGACAGAAGGUUUACAGGGCUACAACCUUACAUGUGA
Molecule: messenger RNA, 393 nt
Organism: Parnassius mnemosyne (clouded apollo)
Lineage: Eukaryota; Metazoa; Arthropoda; Insecta; Lepidoptera; Papilionidae
Source: the annotation of a GenBank genome assembly